ACGCAGGGGCCGCUUCUCAGCUUCUUGCAGCAGCAGCAGCAGCUUCCUACUGCCAUUCGUUUCUAGGAGCGAGAGAAGGGGGAGAGAACCGACCGCUCCCCUCAUCCUGCUCUCAGACUGCCCAAGUCACAAGGAUCAGGAGCGUAUACGCGCCCGAAAAGGGGGCCGAGACGGGGCCUCCGAUGCGCGUUUGUUGACGGCACAAAAACAACACUUGCCCCUACGUCUGAACACCGCGGGCUGGCUCAUGUACAGCAGCUCUGCCAGCCAGCGUUCCACCACAACACCAAAUGUCUGGACAACCAAGUCCUAGCCAUUACCCACAACACUUAUCGUCCCUUCCCUCACCAUGGUCUCCGGUCCGGCCUCACCGACUGGCAGUGCCAGCAACAGCCCUAGCUUGAAUGGGACGAGACUGGAGCGGCCGCCGCGCUCUUCACUGAGAGAGAUCAGGACUGCUCCGAACUCAGAAGACGGCGAGCAAACGCCUGCAGAGGGCUCUGCUCCUCCGUCACCACUCUUGGCCAAGCCCUUGCCGAGCCUUCCCUUUCCUCGGGGCAUGCAAGUGGCCACCUCGCACAGCUCCCCGUCUUUGGCUGCACAGAACAACACGCUUGGAAAGCCAUACCUCCAAACACCGAAGCCGCUGGAGGACAAAUCAUCCUCCUCACAGCCUUCACUGCGGCAGCUCGCCCUCGCCUCCUCGGCCUCAUCGCCCCUCCCCCCUCCCCCUUCAACAAAGGCGCUCCUCACCCAGAAUCCCAACCCCUCGGAGAAUUGGACAGGACCCGAAGACGCAGAUGGCGCCUAUGUGCGCAAGACGUAUGACUGGUUCGACCGGCACGGUGUCACUGGCGAUGGCCUGGUUGAAGGCCGAGAAUGGACGAGGGAACGGGGGAACAAGGCGGUGUGGCAGCAGCCGAAAAAGAAGAGACCUUCUUCGUCAGCAGGCGCUGUGAAGCGAAAGGACAAUGAGCUUGGCUCUCGUUCGGGCCACAGCCCAUUUCCGACAGGCUCAGCGAUGAGGGCCGUCGUCGGACCCGACGGCAAGCUCUCGCCCAGCCCACAUACCCAGCCGCUCCCCACUGUCAGCAGCAAUGCGCAAUCAUCUGGCCGAGCAUCGCCCUCAUAUUCACAUGUGGAAGUGCUGGACUCACCCACAUCGACUGGUCACCCUACUAGCCCGUCCAGACCGUCGAUUGCGCGUGUGCCUUCAACGAGCACCAUUGCCACGCACAGUGAAGAGAGCGCAUACAGCGGCGAGGAGGCGCUCGAGGGCACGCUGCGAAGCAACUUGAAUCCGGAAGAUGAAGUGAGACAUCAGCAGGCAUUUGAAGAAAACGAGAAGGCAAGGACAGAGAUGCUUCGCAAGAUUGAUCGCUAUGGGUUUUUUGCCAAGGACGAAGGCGAUCUCGUGGGCAAGGGCCGGAUAACGAUCCUGACCGAACGUGCCUUUUCCAGCUUUCCAAAAAAGAGAUUACGGAUCGGGAACGUCAAUCCAGGCUCGAGUACGAUCUCGACAAGCAGUGGCAUCACGACGAGGCGAGGCGCACUAAUAGGUGCAGGAGGAGGAGGAGGCAUUGGAGCAAGCGCCAGCUUCGUUGUCACGCCCAGUCCUUCCAUAAUGGCCGACAAUACUCUGGAGGAAGCACGGAGGGCUUCCGACGGCCUCCGUUCAGACUCUACUGGAUCAGCCGAAGACUACGAGACAAAGAUUCUCCGACAGAUUAGCUCGCAGCGAUCAUCCAAUGCAUACGCAGCUCGACCAAAGGAGAGUCUCCGGGUGGCGAAAUGGGCGCAUAUGCUCCAGGUCGAGGGUGCAAAGAUCUCCUCCAGCAGUAGCGAUGGAGACAGCAAGGGAGCGCCGAGCCAGAAGCAGAACUCAUUCAGCUAUCAGCUGAGCGACAAGGCGACCAAGACGGAAGCAAGGAGAAAGAAGCUCAAGAGCCGAGUCUACAAAGGUGUACCAGACCGAUGGAGGGCGGCUGCCUGGUGGGCCAUGUUAACCAACGAUGAGAAAAUGCUGUCGAACAGUGUCAGUAAGAAAGGUCGAAAGCAUAAUCCGGACGCCUCUUCCGACCCGGCCUCGUCCUUAUCUAACGCCGGAACAAGAUCAUCCGAUGCUCAUGCUUCCACGCUCUUCCAAUCCGUAGCAGAGUAUUUCCAGCUCACGAUGCAACCCUCGACACACGAUGUCCAGAUCGACCUGGAUGUUCCACGAACCAUCAGUGGUCAUUAUCUGUUCCAUACUCGCUACGGCCAGGGCCAGAGGUCCCUCUUCCACGUCCUCCACGCCUUCAGCCUGUUGUGUCCUCAAUGUGGCUACUGUCAGGGCAUGGGACCCAUUGCGGCUACACUCCUCGUUUAUCUCCCGCCCGAGCGAGCUUACGCGACCCUGGUCCAUCUGCAUGACUACACGCCACCGAGCAACGCAAGCUCUGCCUCCUCUUCACUUGCAAUUUCCACGGCAGAGGGCGGCACAAAGUACGGCUUGCACGAGACAUUUUCGCCAGGCUUCCCUGGCCUCGGUGAGAAUUUCUACGUCCAGCGAGCUUUGUGCCCUCUGCUCGGCCUCGGUCCCGUGCUCGAAGUCCUCGACGAUCAAAUGAUCAGCACGAGCGCAUACGCAACGAAGUGGUACAUUACCCUCUACGCCAAUGUGGUCUCCUUUGAGACUCAAUUGAGGAUCUGGGAUGCCUUUGUUUGUAUAGGCAAGGACGUGCUGGUGGGCGUCGCGCUCGGCUUGCUCUGGGCGCUGAGAAAUAGGAUCAUGGGUCGAGAAAAGGUGGCAUCGGGCGGCAAAUCGGCGUGGGAAGAGCACGGCACGACGACAACGCACUCGGCUGAGGGCCCGGCCAGCUUCGAAACGAUCCUCGAAGCGCUUACAGCGGAGUUCCUCUUGCAGGACGAUGACGGACUCAUGCGGUGGGUCGAAAGGCUUCUGGCGCGCGACGAUGUCGUCAAGCGCAUCGCAAAGGCCAGGAGAGAAUACAGGACCCUGGUCGAGGCGGGCAAACAGCCCAUGAUGUUGUAGGCGGUCCCUACUAUGUACUGUUUUCUUCUUAUAUUCUCAUGAUAGAGCGUUUCUUUCGCACAACAUAUCCAACACCAUGACAAAUGCAAAGAACAAAGGACAAUUACUAC
Messenger RNA from Acaromyces ingoldii, 3144 nucleotides. RefSeq lists its product as hypothetical. The coding region runs from base 350 to 3034 and encodes 894 amino acids. The record is from RefSeq and is a predicted model, not a curated record. The transcript has a single exon. Lineage: Eukaryota; Fungi; Basidiomycota; Exobasidiomycetes; Exobasidiales; Cryptobasidiaceae.